CUCAGCUCCAGGAGCGACUAGACACUCAGAGCUACUCCCUCCACAGUACCAGUCCUCCUCUCUCUCGCUCUCUCACUCAUUCACAGCCUCUCUCUUUCACAAACACACACACACACACACACACACACACACACACACACGUGCUCUCACACAUAGUAACACACACACACACACACACACACACACACUCACCACUCCUGGCAGAGGGAAGACAGGACCACAGGAGAACUGUUACACACCUUUACAACCAGUCCCCCAGUCAUCGCCAGACGCUUUGCCCAGGAUGUGGAUGCUUCUCUUGGGGGUCACCUUUGGAUUACUGGCCUCGUCCAGGUCAGAGCAACUUGCAGUGAAUUCUCGGGGCUGCAGCUAUGCCGGAGUGUUCCUGGUUGAGGGACAAUCCCGUCACUCCCUCACCUUCUCCUUGGCUGAAAAGGUGUGUGAGCAUCUCGAGACCACUCUGGCAAGUCAAGAGCAAGUCGAAGAGGCCUACGCUAAAGACAUGCAAACCUGCAGGUACGGCUGGAUCAACAACGGGAGCAUCGCAAUCCUCAGACACUCGCACCAUGAAAACUGUGCAGGGAACUUGAGUGGCCUCAUAGUUCAUCAACCCACUGGAGCUGAUGACAAUUAUGAUGCCUACUGCUAUGAUGACAAAGUUGGGCCUGAGAAGAACUGUGAGAAACGAUUCAGUCGAUCUUUACUCUCAGAUGAACCAGCCAAGCCCUCAGCGCUGCCUCAGCAACCAACAAGAUCAGGCGAAGCAGACUCAGGGUCCAUAGAUCUCUGGGAAAAAUUUGAAUUGACCACCGUAGUCGCCAACCCUCCCGAGGAAGUGAGUGCAGAGGAUCCUAAGGCUCCGACACCCGACCAGGCUGUGGAUGACAACCCCAGUGGUAGGAGCGAGAACAGCACGGGGGGGUACAUUAUCCCUCUGGAGGACUUGGACCAGCCCACUGGAUCUGGGAUGACGCCAGGCCACUCUGAGGAGGAAGGAGCCUCUCCGACGGCCCCUGUUGGAGAAACCGAGAAACCACAAGCUCCCUCUGGAAAUGAGGAGGAGACUGGGGGCACAAGCGAAGAUGCCACCAGAGAGCCUCCACAACAUUCAGAUGGCAAAGGACAGGUGCGGAGUCCUGUUGAUCCGAAAUCUGACCCAAAGGAGAGCCGCGGUUCACUGGACUGGCUGGUAAUCAUUGGGGUGAUUGUGGCAGUGGCUGCGAUUCUGUUCGUAUGUGCAGCUGUUGUCAAAAGAAAUAGUUUGUGCAGCAAAGGACAGACGCUGAAUAUCACGUCCAAGGAUGGCGGUGAGGGGAACGGCGCCACGGCAUUGGCGUCCAGCUCCCAGGAGCGAGAGCAGGAGAUGGUGACCCUCAUGAACAAGGAGAAGAUCCAGGAGAACGGCAACACAGAGGAGUUCACCGUCAUCACGCUAGAGGAGUCGCCGGAUAAAGAGCAGCAGGCGUGAGGCGGGAGUCGUGGAGUUUGAAGGCGAGGAGGGAGAGCGCGAGGAGAAGGUGGAGAGAAAAUAUACGGACGUGGGUUGGGGGCUUCAAACACUGGAACCACUUCCGUGAUCAGCAAUGAACGGACGCUGAGUGAGGGUCUAUGUGUGUGUUGCUAUAGAACGAUUGUCUAACUUAAGUGUUUUGGGUCUGAAGCUGUUGCCUCUCAGAGGGGACCAGGUCUUCUCAAACCAACAUGUGCAGCAUUUAGUUUGUGCGGUGUUCCCAGAUGGUGACCCUCAUGUGGUGACCCUUAGAUCAGGCCGAGUGGCGGUCAAAAGAGUGCCAUGCGUCGGUGCGUAGCAGGGUGUGCGAGCGCGUUUCGUGUCUUGUUCUUUGUGUUUUGCGAGAGUUGUGCGCUUGCGUGUCGAUGACGGGGCUGGACAGGCAUGGGUUUAAAAGGGAGGGGGGUGGGUAGAGGAGGGGGUCAUUUGUGACGAACAUGUUAAUUACAGAUUAUUCUCUUUGUAAUAGAAUUGGUGAAUCCUAAACUGUAUGAAGUCGAUGAUGAAAACUGUGUUAUUUUAUUUGAGAUUCUGCAGAUAGAAAAAAAAAUGUUUCAUGUGUUUUGUUUCAUUCUUUUGCUGAUUAUUGUAACCUUGUGUAUAUUUCAGACGUUGCCUGUGGACUGAAGCUUGUUUUUAUUCAAUUUUCAAGAAAACCUGAGGAGUUCUACCUUAAUACCUUUAUUUAUGCAUCUUUAAGUCCCCUUUUCCUUGGUCUUUGUAUAUAAAGUACAUUAGUUUGGAAAUGCCUUAGCAUUAGAUGCCCGUGCUUUUUUUUAUAUUUGGCAGGAAGGGGCUUUAUAUCCUCUGUAAGUAGAAGAAUGUGUUCAUUUUUAGAUUUAUUCAAUCAGAAAAGCACCUGAGGUAAAAAUGAAAUUUUGCAAUAUUGCUGUGGUUAUUGCAUGAAUCGGCUCGAGCAUUAAAGAAAUGUGCAAUUUGUGCAAGUUAAUAUGGUAUAAAUUUACAUGGAGUCCCUGACGUUAUCCUGAGGAUAAGCAGAAUGAUAAUCAUGAUGUAUAUGAAAACACAGUGUGUACAUUGAUUUGGGGGGGAAACGAGCAAAAGAAAGAUUUGGAUUGUAGCUGUAGCCGAUUGAUCAUUUUGUAAAUGUGAGAUUAUUAACUUGCUAAAUAUCAUAUAUGAUAUUCAGCAUGAACUAAAUAUUACACGGGGGGAGCCCAUGUGCUGCAAACACUUUACAAUGUAAAAGACUUCUCAUGAGAUUCUAUUGAAAUAUCUCUGAUUGUAGGGGGGGGGGGGGUGAAUGAAGUGUUCUGUUCUCAACAAACCACUCACAUGGAAAUGCUGCAGUUUUUGCUUCUGACCUUCUCAUUGGCUAAACAUAUAAUACAUUGUGUUAUUGUGUAAGCAGUUUUUGUUCCAAGUGUGACAGCUUCUUUUUUUCUUCUGGUGUAAAAACUGAACUGUAAGCAGAUGUUUGGUUUCUGACUUGUUUCGUUGUCGCUCCUGCUUUUUGCUCUUUUAUGAUUCACUCCGACAGGAAGUAGCAGACGUAGUCGUGUAGGCAGGUUUCAUGACCAAUUAACAAAAGAUGAAAAAAAUAAAAGCUUUGUGAAGUCAUGAACGAAAUAAACGUGUAUAGAACGAGA
Molecule: messenger RNA, 3120 nt
Organism: Platichthys flesus (European flounder)
Lineage: Eukaryota; Metazoa; Chordata; Actinopteri; Pleuronectiformes; Pleuronectidae
Gene: cd44b
Product: CD44 molecule (Indian blood group) b
Exons: 8
Coding region: 284-1468 (394 amino acids)
Biological process (GO): inflammatory response; cell adhesion; positive regulation of ERK1 and ERK2 cascade
Cellular component (GO): basolateral plasma membrane; macrophage migration inhibitory factor receptor complex; plasma membrane
Molecular function (GO): hyaluronic acid binding; cytokine receptor activity
Source: RefSeq, a predicted model, not a curated record